Molecule: messenger RNA, 2266 nt
Organism: Histoplasma capsulatum G186AR
Lineage: Eukaryota; Fungi; Ascomycota; Eurotiomycetes; Onygenales; Ajellomycetaceae
Product: U4/U6.U5 tri-snRNP-associated protein snu66
Exons: 1
Coding region: 1-2088 (695 amino acids)
Biological process (GO): maturation of 5S rRNA; mRNA cis splicing, via spliceosome
Cellular component (GO): U4/U6 x U5 tri-snRNP complex
Source: RefSeq, a predicted model, not a curated record
AUGGCAGAUGCUCUGUCUAUUGAGCAGAAUAAUAAGAUCCGAGUCGCUCUUGGCCUGAAACCUCUUCCAGUCCCCGGCGCCACUGAUAACAACAACGAUGGGCCCGUUUUCAAGCCAUCAAGAGAUGGCAACGAUUCGGAUUCCUCGGGUGACGAACCAGCAAGCACGUUAGAAUCGCGGCAGGCACAGGGAUACGACAACUGGAAGAAAUACCAAGAUGAAGCUGAGGCGAAGAAGAAGCGCCAGGAGAAACUGGACGCUAUUAAGCGGGCCCGUGAAAAAGCUCAGAAACUGGUGAAGCUCGAAGGCAAGGGGCUUGGCGAGCUCGAUUCCGAGGAGGCUGCUUUGGAUACCAAAACUUGGCUGAAGCAGCAGAAGAAGCGGCAGCGGAAGGUCGAGAAGGAGCGCGCAAAGAGGCUCGCAGAGGAACUUGCCGAGAGGGAGCGGAUUGCGGAAUAUACUGCUAAGGAUCUGGCGGGCGUGAGGGUUGGGCAUGAGCUAGGUGAUUUCGAAGCGGGAGGGGAGCAGAUUCUUACGCUUAAGGAUACCACGAUCGAUGAAAAUGAGGAGGAAGGCGAUGAGUUGGAGAAUAUCGAUUUACGAGACCGGGAGCGGCUCAACGAGAGAUUGGCUUUGAAGAAAAAGAAGCCGGUGUAUGAUCCUAAUGAUUUCGAUGGAUCUGGUUCCGGUUCUAUUCUGGAGCAAUAUGACGAGGAGAUCGACGGGAAGAAGAGGAAACGGUUUACAUUGGAUGCUAAAGUUAUAAAUGAGGAAGAGCGGAUGGCCAAGCGGCAGGAUGUGUCGUCGAAGUUAAAGGCGCAGCCUGUCAACCUCGAUAUCAUGCCCGAAACUACAGCGACGCCAUCAGACUACCAGGAAGCGACAGACAUUAAAAUCAAGAAACCGAAAAAGAAGAAGACGAAAUCUACGAGGCGAAAAGCGGUGGAUGAGGAUGAUAUCUUCCCAACUAUAGAAACUACAGAUAUUCCUAACGGUGGUACUGGUGUGCAAUCCAAUGGAGAUAAUAUGGAAGUGGAUUCAGUAGCUCCCAGUAAUGGACUUUCGACCCGCGCCCCGAGGCAAUCAGAUAGGGACGUAUCUUUCGUUGACGAUGAGGAUUUGCAAGCAUCGCUAGCGGCGCAGAGACGAACUGCAUUCAAGAAAAGGAAGAAGGUUCGCCCGGAGGAUAUCGCAAGACAAUUGCGAGAUGAGUCGGAACAAGCGCAGAAUGGGAUGGAUUUGGACAAUGCGAAUGGUGAGGAUGACGGUCCUGGUCUGGUUAUCGAUGAGACAUCUGAAUUUGUCGCAAACCUGCAGCGCCCCACACUCCCUGAUCGUCGCCAGCGCUCAGUCUCACGGCCGAAAGAAGCAUCUCCUGAAGUGAAAGAAGAAAGGCACGAAGAUGUGGAUAUGGAUAUGGAGCGGUCGUAUAAUGAUAUUGAAGAUGAAGAGGAUCUCCAAGAACGCUUGAAGAGAAGCGAUACCACGCCAGCUGCUGAUAUUACCGCUACUGGAUUAGAAGAGGAAUCGACACUUGACAAGGGUCUCGGUGCUACACUCGCCAUGCUUAAGCAACGUGGACUGGUAAAGGAAUCAAAUGCGGGCGAGCUGAACACCCUCCACCGUGAGCGCCAACGAUUCCUACAAGAGAAGCAACGGCGCGAAGCGGAAGCAGAGCGACGCGCUCGACUCCAGCGAGAACGCGACCGUGCCUCGGGCAAGCUGGACCGCAUGACCGCUCGGGACCGGGAGGAGUACGCACGGCAGGAAAACAAGCAGCGCGACCAGCUAGAGUCGCGCCAGAUGGCCGAGAUCUUCAACCGCGAGUAUAAGCCGGACGUACAGCUGAAGUAUGUGGAUGAUUUUGGUCGGUUGAUGGACCAGAAAGAGGCGUUUAAGCACCUUUCGCACCAGUUCCAUGGCAAGGGAAGCGGGAAGAUGAAGACGGAAAAGCACCUGAAGAAGAUUGAAGAGGAGAAGAAGCGGGAGGCGAUGAGUACGUUGGAUAGUAGCCAGCAUACGGGAAUGAAUAAUGCGAUGGGGGCAACAGCGAGGAGGAAUCGGCAGGCUGGGGUUCGGCUUGGGUGAGGGGUGUUCCGGUAGACCGAUCAUGCAUGUGUAUAUAGGUAUAUUAUUACCAUCGAGUCGUUAUUUAUUACGGCGUGAUUGUCUAAGAUUGCGUCUUUGCUUAAACAAGGAGGUUAGUUACAAUGAAAAACAUGAUGAAGCUGGAGAUUGGCAAUUCUGCUUGCCCGGCUAGAGUGAU